Molecule: messenger RNA, 933 nt
Organism: Melozone crissalis (California towhee)
Lineage: Eukaryota; Metazoa; Chordata; Aves; Passeriformes; Passerellidae
Product: olfactory receptor 14I1-like
Exons: 1
Coding region: 1-933 (310 amino acids)
Biological process (GO): G protein-coupled receptor signaling pathway
Cellular component (GO): membrane
Molecular function (GO): olfactory receptor activity; G protein-coupled receptor activity
Source: RefSeq, a predicted model, not a curated record
AUGUCCAACAGCAGCUCCAUCAGGCACUUCCUCCUGCUGGCACUGGCAGACACGCGGCAGCUGCAGCUCCUGCACUUCUGCCUCUUGCUGGGCAUCUCCCUGGCUGCCCUCCUGGGCAACGGCCUCAUCAUCAGCACCGUAGCCUGCAGCCACCACCUGCACACGCCCAUGUUCUUCUUCCUGCUCAACCUGGCCCUCAGCGACCUGGGCUCCAUCUGCACCACUGUCCCCAAAGCCAUGCACAAUUCCCUCUGGAACACCAGGAAUAUCUCCUACACUGUAUGUGCCACACAACUCUUUCUGAUUUAUUUCUUCCUUGGAUCAGAGUUUUGCCUCCUGACCAUCAUGUGCUAUGACCGCUACGUGUCCAUCUGCAAACCCCUGCACUACAGGACCCUCCUGGGCAGCAGAGCUUGUGCCCACAUGGCAGCAGCUGCCUGGGCCAGUGCCUUUCUCAGUGCUCUCAUGCACACAGCCAAUACAUUUUCCCUGCCCCUGUGCCAUGGCAAUGCCCUGGGCCAGUUCUUCUGUGAAAUCCCACACAUCCUCAAGCUCUCCUGCUCCAAAUUCUACCUCAGGGAACUUGGGCUCAUUGCUGUUAGUUCCUGUUUGGUAUUGGGUUGUUUUGUGUUCAUUGUUUUCUCCUAUGUGCCGAUUUUCAGGGCUGUGCUGAGGAUCCCCUCUGAGCAGGGACGGCACAAGGCCUUUUCCACCUGCCUCCCUCACCUGGCCGUGCUCUCUCUGUUCCUCAGCACUGUUAUCUUUGCUCACCUGAAGGCCCCCUCCAUGUCCUCCCCAUCCCUGGAUCUGUCAGUGUCACUUCUGUACUCGGUGGUGCCUCCAGCCCUGAACCCCCUCAUCUACAGCCUGAGGAACCAGGAGCUCAAGGUUGCAGUGUGGAGGCUGAUGACUGGAUGGUUUCAGAAACAUUAA